Xyrauchen texanus (razorback sucker) is the source of this 7631-nucleotide messenger RNA. RefSeq names its product MAX dimerization protein MGA-like (gene magl). Lineage: Eukaryota; Metazoa; Chordata; Actinopteri; Cypriniformes; Catostomidae. Gene Ontology annotation, biological process: positive regulation of DNA-templated transcription; cell fate specification; regulation of transcription by RNA polymerase II. Gene Ontology annotation, molecular function: protein dimerization activity; DNA-binding transcription factor activity, RNA polymerase II-specific; RNA polymerase II cis-regulatory region sequence-specific DNA binding. Gene Ontology annotation, cellular component: nucleus. The transcript has 22 exons. The record is from RefSeq and is a predicted model, not a curated record. Bases 225 to 7088 code for a protein of 2287 amino acids.
GUUGUUUUGAGCGGCAUUUCAGUUAUGAAGCGCUGGACGCCUCAAACACACGGAGCAACCGAUCAGGAGGAAUAAAAAGCACGUACAGGUGGAGAUUUUUCACGUCGAAUGACUUCGACGGGAUCCAUUGCUGUGUAUCUAAGUUCAGGAUGAUGACAUCACAACAAUCAUGCUUAAGAUUUGUACUGGCCUGUAGAUGAUCUAACAAAGACCAUACUACAGCGAUGGAGGAUGCUAAUACUGCAGCGUUAGCAGAGAGGACACUGGGAAAUGACGUGGAUGCAGGAGAUACAAUUGGAAAGACGGAAACAUCACUAUCCUCAACAUUUCUACAGCCCGGUCAAGAUGAUGAAUGGAGUCACGCUCAGGCUGUUGCUUUAAGAACGGAAAAUGCUCCUCAUAUCGGCGUAAAGAGUGCUUCAACAACCGGUCAUAUUAACGUCACAUUGGAGAACGAGAACAUUUGGAGUCGUUUUCACAGCAUCGGCACCGAGAUGAUCUUAACCAAGCAGGGCAGACGCAUGUUCCCCUGUUGUCGCUUCCGUCUGAGAGGUUUAGACCCAAAUCUCAGGUUCUUCCUAGUUAUGGAUGUGAUGCCUUUAGAUGACUUCCGACACAAAUGGAACGGGACGUCAUGGGAAGUGGGCGGAACCAGUGAACCUCACAUCCAGGGUCCGGUUUGUCUUCAUCCCGAGUCUCCGGCUCUGGGUCGGCACUGGAUGGAUGGCCCGGUGUCCUUUUACAAAGUCAAGUUAGCACACAACUCUCUGGACCAGGACGGUUGUCUGGUGUUGCACCCCAUGCAGAGGUACCAGCCACGUCUUUACGUCGUUCCUGUUAGUGCGGGUCACGAGCGUGCCAUUCAGCUGGAAAGCCCCGAUGUUCACAUGUUUACCUUCCCUCAAACAGAGUUCUACGCGGUGACGAGCUACCAGAACCCACGGAUCACUCAGCUUAAAAUCGAAUGUAAUCCGUUCACGUUAGCUUUCAGAGUCAACGGCCAAAACUCUCGCCGCCUCCACAACAAACUCAAACUCGCUCUGACUGGCAGAACUCAAACGCAACUUCCUGUGCCGUCUCAUGCCACACACACUUGUAAUGAGACCUCGGAGAAUGAAGACCUCAGUUCAACACACACUCACCCUGAAUCUGAGUCUGAUAGAGAAGAAAACAUUGUAUCCGACAGGAAGAGAGUCUGUGAUCAGACCAGCAGCUGUGAGGAGGAACAGGUCACCAAACGCUUCAUGAGAGACGAAUCACAACCACACGAGCACGUGAAACCCACUGAACACACGAUGCCACAUGAGAUGCCACCAAGUUCUUCAGAACCUCACUGUCUGACCAGUUUAACUGAAAGUUUAGAACGUGACUCUGUGGAUGUGUUUGGUCCUCCAAAUGGCAUUCCCUCAACCCUUUCGCCGCUCUCUGCUUCCUGUAAACCGAAGCGUGCUUACUGUAGAUCCAAUCGUUGGAGAAAAGCGAGGAAAGCCAAGUCUAAAUGGUGGACUAAUGUGAAGUAUGCAAAACCUCCUGAUGUCAUGAGACCCGUUGACGUGUCCAUGCAGCCAGACCUGGAGGAUGUGGACGGCAUGCUGUUUGUGUCCUUUACUGCAAAGGAAGCUCUUGACAAUCAUGUUGGAAACACGAGGAAUCCUGUGGAAUCAUCGUCAUCAUCGAACACUGAAAAUCAAACACAGAUGUUGCAAAGUUGUAGUGAAGACGUGUCUUUAACAGUGCAGGAGAAGAUCUCCAACCAUGAGCUCAUGUUACUAGAACACCUGAAACAGGUGAAGAACCGACAGAUCAUUCAUCCAGUGCUGCAACAGGUUGGAAUGAAACUCAAUCUCCUGGAUCCUGCUGUACCCAUAGACUUACAGUAUCUCGGUGUGUUUGUACCUUUGCUUUCACUUGUUCACAGCGGUGCGGAAAACCUCACAUCAUCCCCUAAUGCUCCAUUCGUGUCGCGGACUGGCAAGACAAACGAUCCGAUCAGGAUAAAAGGCUGGAGGGAGAAGUUUACAUCAACGACUGUACAGAACUCAACUGAGAGUUCCGGCAACCAUUCAGCAUUUUUUUCAGACAUGUUGGAUGAAUAUCUCGAAACUGAAGCGCAGCAGAUCAGCGAGCGUGCCGCUGUCUUUUCAACAAGUGCUCCAUCCCCUGUUGCCUACCAGCUGCCCGCCAAAAGCAGCAGUUACGUCCGAACCUUGAAUAGUGUCCUUCAGACACGUAGCAUUCAACCAAACUCCCCCCAUUCAGGGAUCCAUAGAAAACUCACAAACAUGCUGCCAUCCAAAUCUUCCGUUAAAACGACUCCAGGAAACAUUCGUACUUCCUCAUCAAGACCCCAACAAUCCACCCCUUUAACCGUGGGUAAACGGUUGAGACGCAGCACCUCGUGCCAUUCGUUUCAGUACUAUUCAACGAUAUCAACCAGUAAAACCACAAAUCCCAGCUAUGUUUAUAAACGUAGAGUAGGUCGUCCUCGUAAGCAUCCACUGAAGUUGAACAUCCCUUGUCUGGAGGUCAGAGGGUGCAGUGAUGGUGGAGAGCAGUCGUCUUCUACAUCUGCUGAAAGCCACACAGAGAUGUUGCUACAGGAACAGGAAGCAGUCUUUCACGGCAACAGUCGCACUUGUGUCACCACUGAGAGGGCAAAGUUUGCGUUGAAUUCACUGGUGACCUUAGAAAAACGUGAGACGGCGCCGUUCAGCACUUCACACGUUUAUGAAGACGGUUGUGGUAAUGACUUCUGUCGACUGGGUUGCAUCUGCAAUAGUCUCUAUAGAAAACUGCGAGGAGACACACACUGCAGACGUGUUCAGUGUAUGUUCGGCUGCAGCUGUUUCAAGCACAAAGUGUUUCUGAUUCGCCCACCAGAUGUGAGCGAAAUGCUUAAUGGCAGGAGGAUGCCGCUGAUAGCUUAUCCGAUUGCUGACCCAGAAUUGGAGCCCAGACCAGAACCCGCUCCAAGAGUCACCAAACUGUGGAAGAGGACACCCAAAGAUUUUGACUCGGAGCCCAUCUUUAUACCCAAACAAGUUCCUGUUCGGAAAGAAAAGCCACGAUUACAUACCUACACUCCACGACCAAAUCCUCAGGUGUUGGAAAAAGACAAGGAUCCAGUGUAUAAGUACUUGGAAAGCAAGAUGACGUGCGCUCGUGUGCGAGAAUACAACAGUAAUCCACCACCUCAGGUGCACCUAUUUCCUGUCAAGAAAAAUGUUCGAGGAUCUGGUGAAGCGUUCAACGAAGAGUCCAGUCUGCAUCCCGCUAGAGGACAUGUGACAUCUCAAAGUACUGGCAAGAACUCCACAGACGUGCCAGAGCCCACUAAAGUUCUGGAAAUCCUUUCAGAGUGUAACUGGGAGGCCCGUCGGUCCCUGGUGCUUAAACAACUGUUCCAGUACAUCGAUAUGAACCACCACGCAUCCACUUUCUUUAUUGACACCUACAAAGUGCAGCUUCUCUCGACAGAGUUUAAAAACCAUGGGGCCAAUUCAAUGUUAAUCUAUAAGGUCUGUGUCUCUCUCGGGGAGAAAUCAGGAGCAACUGGUAAACCAAAUCCGGAGAAGAACAAAUGUCAAAUUACAGAGGAACCGUUACCCUUCAGAAAUUCUUCUGUUCAGCUUGUCAACACACUAGUUUCUAACCACAGUAAUAAUAACCUAGGCAUUAUUAAUUUUAACAUGGCGACAAAGACACCAGAGCGUUUUCCUCUUAUUUCUCGUAUCCUUCCCGCUGGUUAUCUGAAGGCUGAUAAGAAAACGUCUGUGCAUCCUGGCCAAAUUAAGGUCAAUGAUAAAACAUACUCUCAGGCAAAAUUACUCUUAGGUGAAAUGGGAGCUUUACAUCCAGCCAACCGCCUUGCGGCGUAUGUCACCGGCCGGCUAAAGCCACUGCAUCAGAAUCAGAUCAAGAGCAGAUUGGUUUCAGAAACACUCAAAACUCUCCCAUUCAGGACACCAGCGGAUAUCAAGGAAAAACUCAGAGAGACAAGUCGAUCAAAUCCAGCAGAACAAACCGGACCAACAAAUCAAAGAAUAGAAGCUUUCAUAACACCAGCUGCCAAACCUUCAGUGAUGCCCAAGGCUCCCAGUGGCACUAAUUGUACAUCGGCCAAAAUGCCAGACUCUCAGGCAAAACUACUCUUGGGCCAAAGGGGAACUUUGCAUCCAACCAAACGCCCUGCAGUAAAUAUCAAUGGCCGGCUAAAGCCAAUGCAUCAGAAUCAGAACAUGCGCAGAUGGAUUUUAAAUCCAGCUCCACCAACUGACUCCAUCACAAUCCCAACCCAGACAUUAACAGCAAACUAUAAAACCUCUAACACUGGACAAGUUCCCAACAUUGCCCCGAUCUCUGUACCUACUCCCAAUGCUGGUACUGCACCUCCAUCUACGCCUGAUACAGUCCUCCCUGCUGCUGCUCUGCCGCCUGGCCAGCAAGUAGUUCUGCAGCCGGUUGCAGGUAUGACGGGGGUAAACUUGUGCCAGUUUAAUGGCCAAACGAUACAACUAGUGCCUAUCCCUGAACCAUUACAGUCCCAAACCAGCUCCGACAGCAAAGGAAGCACUCAACAGAAACCACAAACUGCUCCUGGUCUACCUCAGGCUAUUCCUCAAGAAGCAGCACCUUCACACAAGGCUUUUGCUAAGCUGCUUCCAUUCAAUGCUCCUAAGAUCCUCUCUGCGACAGGAAAGACAAGCUUUACCUUUGUCAAUGGUGCUACAGCUCAGAGCGGUUUUGCUGGCAAGGCAGGAACAUUUUCCUUUAGAAUAUGCCCACCAUCUGGUGAUGGCAAGGCCAUGGGUCAUGACCAGACAGGAACACCUCCAGUGGCAGGAGCUGCUUCCACAUUAUUACUUCCCGGAGGCUAUAGAUUAAUAAAACUGCCCAUCAAUCCCUGUGUGAACUUUAUAAACUCUGAGAGUACCCCACCUGCUUCUGUACCACCUGGGUCACAACCGAUCGACAACUGCACCGAGAAACCCAUUCAAAGCGCAAAAGAAAGUAGCAAAGAUUGUGGAAGUACUUCUUCCCCUGUCCCAGAAUCAAACACUAAUGACCCUACACAAAUAGAUGCUGUCCGCUCCAGCAUGGCUCUUCCAAGUUCCGAAGGUGCUCAUGAACAAGUUUCUACACUAUAUAGUCACGAAACGGUCAGUAAUGCUGAAAUUAAGUCGGACAACUCUGCAAAAACUGGAGGAAAUGACUGGAUUCCCGAAGAUGUAUCAUCUGAGAGGAUGCUCAAAAAUGAUGACCGUGACCGAAAGUUAGCAGAAGAGGAUACAUUUAAAAAGUGGCCACCCAAAGGAGCCCAGCUAGUACUGUGGGAAGAUGAAGAGGAGCACGAAAAUGACAACUCGACCUCCAUUGGCACUGAACCCAGUUUUGAACAGAACGAUCAGCCCAUUGAAAGCAGUUCCACUAGUCAUGGUCGAAAAGAAGAUUGUGAGCCAACACAGACAAAUAUAGCCAGGUUCAACCAUGCAGAGGUUCCUAAUGAAGGUCCAACGAGACAUGAAUCCUCAGGUCCCAUUAAAACAGAACCAAGCGACAAUCCACCUGAGAGUUUAACCUCUAGUGCACCCAAUACACCCGACCUUGGGCCUCCAGUCGGCCUUAAAAUUGAGGCGUACAGCGGCUCAAAACAUACUGAAACUUUAUCCAAACCUCAUGACAUGACGUGUAAGAGCAACUCUGACCCUGUCAUCAAGAGUGAAUAUGUUAAUAACCCACCAAAUACAUGCACAUUAUUUUGUAACGCCCCUGAAAACACCAAACAUUACAUUAAAGUAGAACCGUAUGAUAAAACAUCAGAAAUGGACCAAUUCCCCCAUCACCCUGACAUCACUGAUACCGCCCAGAACCCAAAGACCAACACCCUUGUUCCUGAAGACUCUCUAUCCAGCUACCCAAACAUGGACGAACCGGUCCAAGACCCAGACAAUGAUUUACUGAUUCUCAAAGUGGAGGAAGUAGACAAUGACCCAAGUAAAUACUCUCCCGUUCAUAGUCCCGGGGAAACCCUUAAUGACCCAGGACAGGCCAACAAAUCAUCUCCCAUUUCUGAUGCUCAAUUCCCGAUAGAUGGGGAAUCUGAACUAGACAUUGGGAGGGAUUUUUCAAGCCCUUUAUUUGAGGGUCUGACCUCAGUUUCGGGUUUGCGUGUAGCAUCCUCAACACCGCGUUGCACAAAAAUCCCUUCACUUUGCAUUCAUGCAAAGCAAUUGCCACAAAACAAGCAAAAUACACUUGCACACAGAUUUGGUACACAUGUAAAUAACUGUGAUGCUGUAACCAGAGGGGCAAAACAAAGGGACAAACCUGGUGCUGGGUUACUUGAGGAGGCAGAGUUCUGGAAUCACCUCAAAUGGCCAUUCGGAGGAAAAGCUUUGAACUCGGGUUGCAAAGAUAUCGAAGGAGAUCCAAGUGAUGGUUCAGUUGAUGAACUGCUUUCAAGUUUUGAGGACUCCAGUAAUGCCUUCAUGUGCUCCAGUGAUAGCUGCACCACAGAGGACAGUGAUGAUUGGUAUAGUGACAAAGAUAUUGACAUCGAGAGAUUUGAGGAGAAUGAUGAGAACAUCUGCCGUUUGAGAGCGAAAGCAAGAAGGAAAGCAAAGAAAGCUGCUCUACACAGAUGGCUAAACAGUAGAAUGGACUAUCAUCCGGUGGAGCGCAUGUCGGAUCUGCCUCUGUACAAGCGGACGCGGCAUCUGAAUCAUACGGCAAGAAAACGGAAACAUCAGGAUGAAUUGCAGCAGUGUUUUGAUUCUUUGAAAAUGGCUCUGAACGUUGAAGACCGUGAUGAAAUAAACGAUCAACACAUUCUCACUCAGGCUCGUCAGAUGAUUGAAGCUCUUGAGGAGCGCAGCAGAUCUCUGAUGGAGAAGAAAAGAGCUUUGACUGAGAAACAUUCACAUUAUCAUGCCCUCAUCUCUCAGCUGUCUGGAUCUGCUUUACAACAGAAAACUAGAUGUCCGUCCUCGCCCCAAACUACACCAGAGACCGCUGCAUCCAACCAAUCGGUGGCAAAUAAACCCUUGCGUUUGCCCAGCAUAGUGCUGAUGUCAUUUAACCAGAUUUAGGAGCCUGUCGGCAGGAUGUGACAUCAUGAUCUCAAGACUCCAACAAAGACAAGCAGCUUUAUUAUAUCCGAAAGAGCAGCACUUCUGACGGGAAAUGGCCAACGUGUCUUAUAAAGCGAGAUGUGCUCAUUUAAAGCUGAUCACAUGAUGAAUAUUCCGGAGCAUCACCAGAGUCGUAUCCCCAAUUUAUCUGUGGGAUAUCAACACUUGAGAUCGUGUCUUUCAGUUCAAAGGAAAGCAUCACACUACAUCUGAACAUUGUUCUACAACAGUAAUGUGCGGUUUCAUUAGAAUAAUGUAUUAAUGUUACUCAGGAUAUGAAUUAUGACCUCAUAACCCCACAUUGGGGCGAUAUUCUAUGGAUUUUUCUUCAUUAGAAACAUUAUUGUACGACUGAAAUUAAUUACAGAUUUAUUGUCAUUGUCAUUUUUAAUCAUGCUCAUAUUUUGCAAUGCGUCUGUAAUUUAGGAUCACUGAAUUAAUACUAAAGAAAUCCUGACUGGCAUUUCUCGUGCUCGUAAAUAAAGUGUAAUGUAACAAAAU